ACAAACAAUAAAUAAAGAUUCAAAACGCAGCUUGGCCGUUAAAGUUAAGAAAAAUUGCUGCUCAAUAAUUUAUAUAUAUAUAAAUAUUAUAUAAUUUCUUUCCUUAUUCAAUCGAUCUCUCUUUUUGUUUUUUACUCGUUUCUAACUUCGUUAAAAAAGUAAAAUAAGAAAACCGCGAAAGAUUUAUUGACGGGACUGCCGGCAGGCAAAAUGGAAGCACACGGCGCCGGGAUCCGGCGAGUGUUAGUUUUGGCCUUCUGCGUUGCCGGGAUCUGGUCGGCUUACAUUUACCAAGGCGUUCUGCAGGAAACUCUGUCAACUAAGCGAUUUGGUCCGGAUGGCAAGAGAUUUGAGCACUUAGCAUUCCUGAAUUUGGCACAAAAUGUUAUCUGCUUAAUUUGGUCUUAUAUAAUGAUAAAGAUUUGGUCCCGAAGCAGCUCUGGUGGUGGCGCCCCAUGGUGGACAUACUGGAGCGCUGGCAUUACAAAUACUAUUGGACCAGCCAUGGGGAUUGAAGCUUUAAAGUAUAUCAGUUACCCUGCUCAGGUCCUGGCAAAAUCUUCCAAGAUGAUUCCAGUCAUGCUGAUGGGCACUUUAGUUUAUGGCAUCAGAUACACUUUUCCGGAGUAUUUAUGUACUUUUCUUGUUGCCGGAGGAGUAUCAACUUUUGCACUAUUGAAGACUAGCUCAAAGACCAUCAGCAAGCUGGCACAUCCAAAUGCACCGCUUGGAUAUGGGCUUUGUUUUUUGAACCUUGCAUUUGAUGGAUUUACAAAUGCUACUCAGGAUUCACUUACUGCAAGGUAUCCGAAGACAAGCGCCUGGGAUAUAAUGUUGGGAAUGAAUCUAUGGGGUACCAUAUAUAAUAUGAUCUACAUGUUUGGCUGGCCACAGGCCAUUGGAUACGAAGCAGUUCAGUUCUGCAAACAGCAUCCUGAGGCAGCUUGGGACAUUUUUCUCUAUUGCCUAUGUGGUGCUGUAGGCCAGAAUUUCAUCUUUUUAACCAUUAGCCGAUUUGGGUCACUUGCUAACACCACCAUCACCACAACCCGCAAGUUUGUCAGUAUUGUGGUGUCUUCAGUCUUGAGUGGCAAUCCUCUGUCAACAAAACAAUGGGGUUGUGUAGUCGUGGUCUUCUCAGGGUUGUCGUACCAGAUAUAUCUUAAGUGGAAGAAGUUACAGAAACUGCAGAAGAAGAGAAAGGCUGCAUGAUUAGGGAUUGUAACAAUUUUGAACUCUAUAUUCAUCCUUCUCUCCGCAUUUUUUUCCCUUUUCUAAAUCUUGUUAUAUGGCCAUAGUAGCCAGAAGGUUCAGUGGCAUCAAAUGUAGACAACAGCUAGGAGUUGUUAAAUGUAAUUGAACUAGAUCCUGUAUUGAAAUAGCAAGUUACAAGUUCCGAGUA
Molecule: messenger RNA, 1402 nt
Organism: Ricinus communis (castor bean)
Lineage: Eukaryota; Viridiplantae; Streptophyta; Magnoliopsida; Malpighiales; Euphorbiaceae
Product: UDP-galactose/UDP-glucose transporter 3
Exons: 6
Coding region: 211-1212 (333 amino acids)
Biological process (GO): UDP-galactose transmembrane transport
Cellular component (GO): Golgi membrane; endoplasmic reticulum membrane
Molecular function (GO): UDP-glucose transmembrane transporter activity; UDP-galactose transmembrane transporter activity
Source: RefSeq, a predicted model, not a curated record